AUGGCCGCUCCGUGGAAGGGCGCGCUUCUGCUUCUCCUGGCGUUGCAGGCCGUCUCCUCGGCGCAGGCCUCGGACGAGGAGGAGGUGCCCGAGGGCUGGGUCCUCCUGCACGUUGUGCAGGGUCAGGUAGGAGCCGGGAACUACAGCUACCUGAGGUUAAACCACGAGGGGAAGAUCGUCCUCAGGAUGCGCAGCCUGCGGGGCGACGCGGACCUGUACGUGUCCGACAGCACCCUGCACCCCAGCUUCGACGAGUACGAGCUGCAGUCGGCCACGUGCGGCGCCGACGCCGUCUCCAUCCCCGCGCACUUCCGGCGCCCGGUGGGCAUCGGUGUCUACGGGCACCCGUCCCACCUCGAGAGCGAGUUCGAGAUGAAGGUCUACUACGACGCGACGCUCGAGCCGCAUCCAUUCGGUGAGACCGCCUACUCGGACGGUACUGAUGCGAGUCGCAAGCACGCCUAUGCCCCGGAAGACGCGUCUCAAGAAGAGGAGUCUGUGCUCUGGACGAUAUUAAUUAGUAUUUUGAAGUUGGUACUUGAGAUUCUUUUUUGA
Rangifer tarandus platyrhynchus (Svalbard reindeer) is the source of this 555-nucleotide messenger RNA. The record is from the annotation of a GenBank genome assembly. Lineage: Eukaryota; Metazoa; Chordata; Mammalia; Artiodactyla; Cervidae.